AUGAGUUCAAUCCGCUCUGGUAUGAUGGAUGGAACUGAAAGAAGUGUAGUCUCCGGCGUUAAUGAAAUGGAUUUUACACCCUCCUGCAGUGUGGAUGAUAGUCUAGAUAGAAACAGCAGCUGUAGUAGUGUUCGAAUGGAUUAUCAAAGAUUAAUGAAUGAUCACGAGCGACGAGCGGCUAUACUCGAACAAUAUCGUCUCCUCGUAGAGAGAAGACAACAACAACAAGAAGAACAACAAAAACAAGAACAAGAACAACAACAAGAAGAAGAUCGUGAUUCCAGUCUACGGAAAGGGAGAGAAGAACACAAAUAUGGUCAAUUAACACAACAGGAGGAAAAAUAUUUACAACCCCGCAGUCAUUCCUCAAGGAUUGGUGACAGUGCUCUCAGUGAACGACGAAGUGUAAAUGAACGACGGGAGACGUCCGAUAGUAAACGUUCCAACCGUUCAUCUUCUACCACCACCACUGUUAUUGUGAAUACUACUACGAAUAUUAAUACUACCAAUAUUACCAAUAUAACAAAUACUAUGAAUACUAUUAAUACAACUAAUACUGCUAGUCCCACUGAUCCUACUCCUACUCCUACUACUAAUACUACUACUACUAAUACUACUGAUAGUGUGAGUGUUGCUGUUGCCGAUGCUGUUCAUAGUAGCACGGCGGGGUAUAGAACAAUACGCCGUGCGAAGAGUUCAUGGACGUGGACGCGGCCUCGCAAUGCCCUCACCUCCACAACGGCGAGCUCAGAAGCCAAACAACGACCAAAAGUAAACUCCGCCCCAAAUACACCUCGGCAAAACGAACAACAACAACAACAAAGCCGACAACGGGGACGAACCGUCACCACACGGCGAUCUCCAUCAUCGACGGGUCCCAUCUCAUCCAUGAGUCCAUCCUUCUGGCCAUCACGGGGCUCACAAGCUUCACACUCGUGUGAACCAACGGAGCCAACAUCUAAAUUAUCACUCAUGUCAACAUCAUCAACGCGUCCAUCACGCAGAGAACCUUUCAGUGAUUCAAAACGCCAUACAAAUGCGGAGCCUAUUCAUCAGGAAGAAUACACAUCUGGUGGUUUAACCACUACUCCAGGCACUAUGGAUACUGCUGCGGCGGGGUCUCCUCUAGUUGAUGUUUCUCCUCCUACUCCUACUCCUACUCCUACUCCCACUACUACGACGACUACUACUACUCCUGUUGCUCCUGUGGCUGGUAGUAGUAAAAUGGCGAAUGAAGGACACAAGACGAAUACGACUCGUCAAAGUCUCUCAUUAAACUGCUCCAUCUCAUCAUCUGAGCAAGGUGCGGUGGUGUCACCCAACCCUCAGAAUACCACCACACUGGAGAUUCCAACAGAGGAAGAUAAGGGAUACCAGGGACAAGAACCGUUGGAGUACAAUAAAGGACAGACCAAAUCCUUUUCCGUAAAUACAUUUAGAAGUGUUUCUGCAAGCACAACACCAGAGAAUCUCCAUUAUGCCUCAUAUACGCAACAGAGACAAGAUGAUAAAAAUCAGCAACAACAACAACAUCAACAAGAUCCAUCAUUUCCACAUCUCUCUGAUAGUAUGAUUCCCAUGAGAGAUUAUGGUGAAGAGUCUUCGUUCAUGACUUCCGUGACUGCUAACACCACCGAUAUAACAUCUCCACUUUUAUGGCGUUUUGCAAAUCAACGAGGAGAAGGUGGAGUUGUUAAUAAUACUACUAUUAAUACUAUUAAUAAUAAUAAUAAUAAUAAUAAUAAUAAUAAUAAUAAUAAUAAUAAUAAUAAUAAUCAUCAUCAUCAUCAUAAUUAUAAUCAUAAUCAUAAUAUAGAUGUGAAUACGUAUGAUACAUUGAUUACUCACCGUGAAAUGACCAGCUGUGAAAAACAUUUAGAAAGUCAUGGCCGAGAUUCGGAAUCUCGUUCGAGAACAAAGAAUACUUCCAGUAUGGGUAGGACCACAGCACCGAAAUUAAUUAUAAAUACCAUUUCCCAUAGUAUACACGACCAUGAUGAGCAUCAAAACAGAACUCUUGCGAGUUCCGCAUCGGGAGCUGAUCCAGCUGGGACGACAGAUGACGACAGAGCGGCCUGCAUUGCUACAGUGUCGGCAGUACUGCAAGGCAUUCUUGUGCAGCGACGUCGAGUGCUGCCGUGUUAUUACUGCGGUGAGGCGCAGCAACUCUCUGCAUAUCGUCUGCAUUUGGAUAUCUGCCGCACCCACACAGAGGCCCUUUACGCACGCUACGGUCUCAAUCCACUGAGGCUAGUGAUGAGUGAGCCGCAGCAGCCCAUUCCAACGGUGGAGGAUUCGGCAGCCGCGAGGGAGGUGUUUGCGCGGGCGUGUUAUCAAAGUGUGAAGGCCUCCGUCGUGCCGUGCCCGGCCUGCAGUGAAGUCUUUCGCAUUCAUGAUCUGCCAGAGCACCAUCUUGUCUGCGGUAGUCGUCGGGGAAGUCGCCAGCGCUCCAGGUAG
Messenger RNA from Trypanosoma theileri, 2457 nucleotides. RefSeq names its product dentin sialophosphoprotein precursor. The transcript has a single exon. Lineage: Eukaryota; Euglenozoa; Kinetoplastea; Trypanosomatida; Trypanosomatidae. The record is from RefSeq and is a predicted model, not a curated record. The coding region runs from base 1 to 2457 and encodes 818 amino acids.